GCGUGAAGGAGGCGUGGCUCUGACGCAGAUCUCUCUCGCGCGCAGUGAUGGAUCAGAUCAGCGCAGCGCGCGUCGCUUAUAAUCAAGAUUUAACACACAAGACCAUCCUGGUGGGAGACAGCGGAGUGGGAAAGACGUCUCUACUGGUUCAGUUUGAUCAAGGGAAGUUUAUCCCUGGAUCGUUUUCUGCAACGGUGGGAAUCGGAUUUACGAAUAAAGUGCUCACAGUGGACGAGCUGAAGGUGAGAUUACAGAUCUGGGAUACGGCGGGACAGGAGAGGUUUCGGAGCGUCACACACGCGUAUUACAGAGAUGCUCAGGCUCUUCUUCUGCUCUAUGACAUCACCAGCAAAUCCUCCUUCGACAACACAAGGGCGUGGCUUACUGAGAUCCAUGAAUAUGCUCAGGAUGAUGUGGUCAUCAUGUUGCUUGGCAACAAGUCAGACAUGGCCAGCGCCAGAGUGAUCAGACGAGAGGACGGAGAGAAACUCGCCAGAGAAUAUGGAGUCAUUUUCCUAGAGACCAGUGCCAAAACCGGACUCAACGUCGACGAGGCCUUUAUGACGGUGGCAAAAGAGCUGGUGAGGUGCUCGGUCCAGCUGCCCGUCGAGCCCAGAUUUCACCUUCAUGACGUGAUGCAGCCGGAGACGGAGCCAUCCAGCUGCUGCGGCUUCAGCUAGAAACUAGAAAACGAGACAAAGAGAAGAACCGGACGGAGAAGAGACGACGAGAGCAGCAGUCGUUCCUCUCACAAUCAGCAGAUGGUGCUGCCGUGCGCCUGAUGUUCUCUAGUCAUGUUUUGUUUGUCAAAGAUUGCGUCAGAAAAACAUCACGGUCACACUGAAGCACUGCAUUGCAGCUUGAUUUAUUUUUAAGAUGGAAACCAGUAGAUAACAUGUUUUAAAGAACCAGAUGUAAAACCAGCUGCACUAACUCCGAAUAAUGCCUCCUUUCCUAUAGUCUGCCAAAAGUAGUAUUUGUGACCCUGGACCACAAAACCAGUGAUGAGGGACAAUUUGAAUAAAUGAGCUUUCCAUUGAUGUAUGGUUUGUUAUAUUUGUCUGAGAUGCAACUAUUUGAAAAUCUGGAAUCUGAGGGUGCAAAAAAAUCUAAAUACUGAGAAAAUCACCUUUAAAGUUGUUCAAAUGAAGUUCUUAGCAAUGCAUAUUACUAAUCAAAAAUGAAGUUUUGAUAUAUUUACGGUAGGAAAUAUACAAAAUAUCUUCAUGGAACAUGAUCUUAAUAUCCUAAUGAUUUUUGGCAUAAAAGAAAAAUUGAUAAUUGUGACCCAUACAAUGUAUUGUUGGCUAUUGCUACAAAUAUACCUGUGCUGCUUAUGACUGCUUCUGUGCUGCAGGGACACAUUUCUUAAUGAGAAGCAUGCACAUGGUAUUCAAAAAGUAGGCCAUUAA
This is a messenger RNA of Onychostoma macrolepis, 1412 nucleotides long. Its product is annotated as ras-related protein Rab-37. The transcript has 9 exons. Gene Ontology annotation, molecular function: GTPase activity; GTP binding. Gene Ontology annotation, cellular component: endosome; Golgi apparatus. The record is from RefSeq and is a predicted model, not a curated record. Bases 48 to 680 code for a protein of 210 amino acids. Lineage: Eukaryota; Metazoa; Chordata; Actinopteri; Cypriniformes; Cyprinidae.